Lytechinus variegatus (green sea urchin) is the source of this 2160-nucleotide messenger RNA. RefSeq lists its product as uncharacterized. The transcript has a single exon. Gene Ontology annotation, molecular function: metal ion binding. Lineage: Eukaryota; Metazoa; Echinodermata; Echinoidea; Temnopleuroida; Toxopneustidae. Bases 644 to 1744 code for a protein of 366 amino acids. The record is from RefSeq and is a predicted model, not a curated record.
ACCUCUUAACGCGCAAAGCGAGUUAAUGAGAGGUUAUCUCAGGUCAGACUAGCUGGACAACAACAUAUCUCGCCAGCGGUACGUAACAGGUGUUUACAAGGAAGGGGCCUGGUCAGGCGAAUUCCUUUGGCCUGGUGGAGAUAUGUUGCGAUGCCAAAUAUGGUAUUGUUCGGACUUCACGAGGAGGCGUGGCCCAAAAAAUGUUGCAUUGCGAAUUUUGGUAGUUCGGACAUCACAAGGAGGCGUGGCUAAAGAUGCUACGUCGCGUUAGCUGACGUGGUAAUUUCGGGAGGGGGCAAAAUCCAAUUUCUAACAAGUUAGCAUUCUUCUUCGUGGAGUCGAGUGGAAAGCAUCUUUUAUCUCAAUUCACCUGUUUUGUGCCACAUACUUCCUGUAUUUUUGUUAUCCGUUCGUUGGACUCUUUAGCUGUGAUCCUGCUAAUUGUCAUUUUAACCCAAUCGUAUAGCUAUUAAAGAACGCUUCGCAGUUGAGAAUUAUUUUCCUUAUCUGGGAACAUACCUGUACAUAUUUUGUGUUUAUAUCCGUUUGUUGGAUCUUUACCGGAUUGAACUUUUGAGUUGGUAGGAGUCACAGUUUGCUCUUAGGAUUUUUCAAUUUCAUCGCCAUCCCGCAUAUUCUAAUCAUGCCUAAGGCUAAGCCCGGCAAAAAGUUAAGUCAGAGGAAGUCUACUCGUCGUUCGGUCCGAGAUGCCGGCAGCCAGCCUUCUCCUGUCGACCUCGCGACAGACGUCGACCAAGUUUUUAGUUCGACGCAGAGCCCAGCCGCUGGAAGUUCGGCGUCGACAAGCAAUGGUGAGUUCGGGACAAUGGGGGGCUCCUGGCCUCUUGUGACUUCUCCACAAGAUCCGGUCAUUCCCCAAAUUCAAUCUCAAGCUCCCCCUUCUAUCCCUCCUGCCCCUGUAGCUGAGGGGCUUAAUAGUCAUGAUAAUUUUACACCAGCCCUCAACCCUCCUUUUCCUACGCAGCCAGAUAUGCUUAGCUGCGUGUGUGAUGAAUUGGGCGGGGAGGUGCCUUCUAGUGUUAAGGAGAAGAUUUGGAAGGGUGAGUUUGUAGAGUUAGGUGGAUUGCUAAAAAGGGAAAGCUUAAGUGAGGAAGGUUCCCAGUUGCAGGCCUUCAGCCUUUGUGCCUCCGGCUCAGCUUUAAUGCUUCGCCCCCAAAGUAAGGCUCCGGUGAUCGCGAGCAUAGAGCAGUGGACAUCUGCGUUCCUUAUUUACGCGUCUAUAUACUUGGAGCGACACUGUAUGCGUGCGCGCGAGCUCCUCAAGUAUAUAGAUAUCGUUCGUUCUAUUGUGCGUUUUGGGGGUUUCAAUUGGCGGGCCUAUGACAUUCAAUUUCGGUUACGUCAGGCCCGUCAUCCACAUCGUUCCUGGGCUGUCAUAGACACCGAGCUAUGGCUGACAGUAGCUUCGACUCCCGGUCGAGCAAUGUUUUCUUCUUUUGGGGGUAACCAGCCCUUUCGGCCAUACGACCGGUCGUUCCGGCGGGGUAAUUUCCCAUUCUCUGGAUAUGCCAAUAGACAAGGGGCAAAUCGGGCCCAUGGCGCCGCGCCUGCCCCCUCCCGCUCCUCACCAGUCUGUUUCGCCUUCAACGCUGGGUCAUGUCAACGCAUUGCCUGCCGUUAUGCUCACCGGUGCGGAAAAUGCUCCUCAGCAGCACAUGGCUCACACGCCUGCAAUUCUGCCGCUGCAGUUGCCAAACAGAAACCUAGCUCCAACUCCAAUUAAACUUUGCAGCAUGCUCCCAUUUCUUCAAAGGCACCAUAAUAAACAGAACGCAGCGUUUCUGAUUUCUGGGUUUAGGUCUGGCUUUUCCUUGGGUUUCACAGGCGAGCGUCGCUCUGUGUUCUCGCGUAAUUUGAAAUCGGCUAGGGAGCAUAUGGGCAUGCUGCUGGAGAAAGUUGGUAAGGAAGUUAGUUUAGGGAGAAUGUCAGGUCCUUUCCAAGACCCGCCUUUCGAUAACUUUCGCUGCUCCCCGGUAGGGCUCGUCCCCAAGCGAAAUCCGGGAGAAUUCCGGCUAAUUCAGCAUCUAUCCUCUCCUCGCGGGGCUUCGGUUAAUGACCACAUUGAUUCCGAGUUAUGUUCCGUGAAUUAUACUUCAUUCGACAAAGCGGUUGAUCUCGUUGCUCGCUUGGGAACUAAUG